Procambarus clarkii (red swamp crayfish) is the source of this 807-nucleotide messenger RNA. Lineage: Eukaryota; Metazoa; Arthropoda; Malacostraca; Decapoda; Cambaridae. The record is from RefSeq and is a predicted model, not a curated record.
AUGAUAGAUGGACUUGCUAGUAUAGAUUUCACUGCCUCAGAUCCACAAGUUUCUAGAAAGUUGGGCUCGGGCAUCUCUGGCACAGUGUAUCUCGUGAUUGAUGAGGAUACAUGGCGGUGUGUCAAGGUAGGCAACGCUGACACUUCGCCAGCAGAGUUAGCAGAAGAAGGGAAGGUGCUCUUGCAUCUGGCGGGAGCUGGGGGCGCUCCUAUCUUGUACGGCAAGUGCCUCGAUCCCCAGGCACUGGUUAUAUCGUACUGCGGCUCUUGUACGUUCCAGAACUUACGCAGUUUGGUAAAGACUGACCACGGGUGUAUUAGGAUGAUCUUGCAGCUCGCUCAGGCCCUUGCAGAGGUGCACAGCAAGAUGAUCAUCCAUAAUGACCUUAAAGACGAAAACGUAGUAAUUCGCCAGGGAAAAUUAGGUAAAUGGCCAGAAGUUUCCAUAAUUGACUACGGCAUCGCCAAGCGCCUUGGCCAAGUUACCGCUGGGAUUGAAGGGGAAACAAACUCGAAUUUUCCCUGGAUAGCGCCCGAGAUGUUUAAAUACGGUGCAGUGUGUACGAGAGCUGUAGACGUUUACUCUCUUGGCAAUCUAAUACAUAGUACUGUACACAGGUCGAUGAAAGGUAAGUAUCCAGAGCUGGAGAGGCUGGCAGAGAAAGCAAGCAGCCGAUGCCCCACCGAUAGACCUUCUCUAACGCACAUUAUCAAUGUUCUCCUAAAUCUGGAGAGAAGAACAGACCCCAAGAGGAAUAGACUGCCACCCCCAGGUGCGGAGUACCGGCCAAGCAACCCAGAAAUUUAA